This is a messenger RNA of Morchella importuna, 2952 nucleotides long. RefSeq lists its product as uncharacterized. Lineage: Eukaryota; Fungi; Ascomycota; Pezizomycetes; Pezizales; Morchellaceae. The record is from RefSeq and is a predicted model, not a curated record. Gene Ontology annotation, biological process: endocytosis; ER to Golgi ceramide transport; maintenance of cell polarity. Gene Ontology annotation, molecular function: sterol binding. Gene Ontology annotation, cellular component: perinuclear endoplasmic reticulum; intracellular membrane-bounded organelle; cytosol. The transcript is spliced from 5 exons. Bases 1 to 2952 code for a protein of 983 amino acids.
AUGGCUAUGGAACAGCUGGAAGUCCCUAGCAAGUCCUACUUCAUACGCUGGGUGGACUGCCCUAAAAACUACACAAUCUCUUGGAGUGUGCACCCAUCAAAGAAGUCACUGAACUUCGGAAUCUUUAAACAUCCAACAGCCGGGGGCCAAGGCUCGUCGUCAUCACUGCAACCACCCUCAACUGCGCGCUCUGAUGAGACUUCCAUCUCGACUAAAGAACGCAGGCCCACAAACUCCAGGGGAAGAAGCAAUGAAGGUGAUUGUAUUGAGAAGCUUCAUGCGGCUGGACUGCUUGAUGUCUACUGGCAUGGGAAAUGUGAGGCCGAGAAGGUUACCACUGGAACCUACGCAGUAAAAGAAGGUGGAAUGUAUGCACUGGUAUUUGAUAAUACUUUUUCAAAGCAAAUAGCGAAACAAGCCACCCUUGUACUCCUUACAUACCCGUCCAAUUCCGCACCUCCAGCUUCCCAUGCGCUCCACCAUUACGACUCCAAUCCUGCAAUGAUGUCUACAACAUCUCUUUCAUUGAACAAUACACCAACUCUUAUGAUUGGGUCGAAUGCGUCGGUUGAAACAAUGUCCUUCAUGCAGCAGCCCCGUGAUGAUAGCUUCUACGGAGGAACAAAUAGUGGUUUUCUGACUGGGGUCCUCAAGAAGCGAAAACGCAAAAGGCAUCAAGGUUAUGCCCGUCGGUUCUUCUCACUUGACUUCACUUCCUCAACACUGUCUUACUAUUUGAAUCCCGAAUCUUCGACCCUCCGCGGUGCAAUACCACUCUCGUUGGCAGUGACUAGUGCGAACCAGCAUGACAAGGAAAUCUGUAUAGACUCAGGCGCAGAGGUCUGGCAUCUCAGGGCAAAUGACGAGCAGGAUUGGGAAAGGUGGAAAACAGCUUUAGAAAGGGCAACACAGCAAGCUUUGAAAGCUGGUACUACCGGAGACGAGGAUACUGUACCACCCUUACAACAGCAAAGAGUGGAUUCUAUUCCCCGGGGACAGCUGGAGGCCGGGGGAUGGGCAGAUGUGGAGGCUCUGGUCGGGAGAGUUUCAGGCAUACGAGAUGCCGUGCGAAGACUUGCGACGGCCCCGGAGCCUAGUUCACCCCGACCAAGUACAUCUGGCGGAAAUCUGACUAGUUCGGCAGCUUCUAUCAUGUCGGUAUCCCCAAUGGAAGAACGCCGUAUGCCUUUUUGGAAACGUAAAGGCAGCGGGGGUCAAGGAGCACCUAGCCCAACUACUCUGCACCCCCGGGAUGCAGGUAGAAACAUGUCUAUAAGCUCCGUUGCUGGUGUGUCGGGUUCUGCUGCCAUGGCCACUGCUUCUCCGAACGGAUCUUCUGAAGUUCUACAUCGAGGCGAGAACAUGAGUGUACAUCUCAACGCUAUACUGUCUGGAUUAGAUUCAGUAGUUGAAGACUUCUCGCGAUUGGUGGCCGAGAAUAAACAACGGAGAUACAUGCACCGCAUGUCGACCAUACGAGCCCCAUCACCCAUGACACAUAGAUUGUCUAAAAGGGUGUCGAGAAUGAGUAUGGGCAUGGAAUCUGAUGGCGAUGAUGAAUUCUUUGACGCAGAGGAUGCUUUGAAUGAAGCAGAGCGCGGGAAAGUUGUAAUGCUAAACGACGAUCAGCAUGAGAAUGUACAAGACGAAGGGGCUGCCACGGAUGACGACGAAAGUGAUGCGGAAGAUGACAGUUUUGACGACAACAAUAGGAGAGGCGGCGACAAACUAGCCCAAGAGGCUCAGGAUGUUGUGGAGGAAGGAGGUGUUAGAAAUUUAAAACCGCUACCUUGUGAGCCAGUGAAGAGACGAGAGGUGGUGCCUCCUCCGACGGUUCUGCCUCCAAGUUUGAUUGGGUUCUUGAGAAAAAAUGUGGGCAAGGAUUUAUCGACAAUUGCUAUGCCGGUAUCUGCCAAUGAGCCUACAAGUCUCUUGCAAAGACUUGCAGAGCAAUUGGAGUAUUCAGAGCUGCUCGAUGACGCUGUGAAUGCGUCGAAGGAACGAGGCGAAAGGCUACUGUAUGUCGCCGCAUUUGCGACUAGUUCGUUCUCCAAUAGUCGAGUAAAGGAUCGUUCGAUUCGUAAACCAUUCAAUCCAAUGCUAGGCGAGACAUUCGAAUUGGUCCGAGAAGAUAAAGGUUUUCGUUUCAUCGCUGAAAAAGUCUGCCACCGGCCUGUAAUCAUGGCCUGCCAUGCCGAAUCUCAACUCUGGACAUUCACACAAUGCCCAAUGCCAACCCAAAAGUUUUGGGGUAAAUCUGCUGAACUCAAUACGUCCGGUCGAGUACGCAUUCACUUCCCAACAACCGGAGACUCUUAUUCCUGGACCAUUGCAACAAGCUUCCUUCGAAAUAUCAUUGCGGGGGAGAAAUAUGUAGAGCCUGUGGGUACCAUGACGAUUCAUCAUGAAAAUACUGGUGAGAAGGCUACAGUCACCUUCAAGGCGAACAAAGGAAUGUUUGCCGGGAGAAGUGAAGAUCUCACAAUACAAGCUUUCAAUGUCGAUGGAGAACCUUAUCCACUUUCGUUGGUUGGAAAAUGGACAGAAGAACUUAUAAUGCAGCCAGAUAAUAAAGUCAUUUGGAGCGUGGGUGAACUUGUAGAAGCGGCAAAUACGCGCUAUGGGUUCACUCAUUUCGCGGCCACAUUAAACGAGAUCACACCCAUCGAAGAAGGUCAUAUCCCGAUUACCGAUACGCGCCUUCGGCCUGAUCAGAGGAUGGUAGAAGAAGGAAAACUAGACGAGGCAGAAGAAGAAAAGGUGCGGUUAGAAGAGGGGCAAAGACAACGUAGGAAAGAGAUGGAAGACAAUGGUGAACAAUGGCAACCUAGGUGGUUCACUAAGGUGAGAGAGUAUGAGAACGAGGAAAUAUGGAAAAUCCGGACAGGAGAAGAUGGCUAUUGGGAGCAAAGAGCUAAGGGAGAGUGGAAAAAUGUGCCCGAGUUAUUUUAG